UUUCCAUAGGCCGCUCCCUCCUCGAGUGUUUGCGGUGCCGGGCCAUGUUGCAGGGCUCACGCCGUCUCGCCAGCUGCCUUUGGGGGAUCCGUUCAGUCUCAGCAGGGUAAGAAGGUGGGUGACCGCGGCCCGCAAGUGUACCCUUCAUCUCCUUCCCCCCGACACCACACACCCGGCCCGAUUUCACACCUACAACAAGAUGAAUACUCUUAUGGUCCAGCGAGUCACUAAUGACAUUGUCAAGUCUCAUGAAGAUAAGCGGGAAUAUCGGGGCGUUGAAUUAUCCAACGGAAUAAAAGCAGUCCUGAUAAGCGAUCCCACAACUGACAAAUCUUCAGCGGCUCUCGAUGUUUACGUUGGGUACUUGUCUGAUCCUGACAACAUCCCGGGUCUUGCCCACUUCUGUGAACACAUGCUGUUCUUGGGUACAGAGAAGUACCCCAAAGAAAAUGAGUAUACCCAGUUCCUCAGUGAGCAUGCAGGGAGUGCCAAUGCCUUUACUAGCGGAGAACAUACAAACUACUAUUUUGAUGUGUCUCAUGAGCACCUUGAGGGAGCCUUAGACAGGUUUUCUCAGUUUUUCCAGACUCCUUUGUUUGAUGAGAACUGUAAGGAUCGUGAAGUAAACGCUGUGGAUUCUGAACAUGAGAAGAACGUGAUGAAUGAUGCCUGGAGGCUUGCCCAGCUGGAGAAAGUCACAGGGAACCCCAAACAUCCCUUCAGUAAAUUUGGAACAGGUAAUAAGAUCACUCUUGAAACAAGGCCUACACAGGAUGGCAUGGAUGUCCGUGAAGAACUGCUAAAAUUUCACUCUUCUAAUUACUCAUCAAACCUCAUGUCUAUCUGUGUGCUGGGCAGAGAAACUCUGGAUGAAUUGACCGAUUUGCUGGUAAAGCUGUUUGCAGAAGUAAAGAAUAAAAAUGUUCCUGUCCCAGAGUUUCCUGAAAAUCCCUUCACACAGCAAUACCUCAAGAAAAUGUACAAAAUCGUGCCUAUUAAGGAUAUCAGAAACCUCUACGUUACAUUCCCAAUUCCUGACCUCCAGAAAUAUUACAAAUCCAAUCCUGGUCACUACCUCGGACAUCUCAUUGGCCAUGAAGGGCCUGGAAGUCUUCUUUCUGAAUUGAAAUCUAAAGGAUGGGUUAACACUUUGGUUGGAGGCCAGAAGGAAGGUGCUAAGGGAUUCAUGUUCUUCAUUGUAAAUGUGGAUCUGACUGAAGAGGGCUUGUUACACGUUGAAGACAUUAUUUUGCACAUGUUUCAGUACAUGCAUAUGCUGAGAUCCUCAGGACCCCAAGAAUGGGUAUUUCAGGAAUGCAAGGACUUAAAUGCAGUUGCCUUUCGGUUUAAAGACAAGGAGCCUCCACGUGGGUACACAUCAAAGCUUGCUGGAUUGUUGCAUUAUUACCCCAUAGAAGAGGUUCUGGCAGCGGAGUAUCUACUGGAAGAAUUUCGGCCAGAUUUAAUACAAAUGGUGCUUGAUAAGCUUACGCCAGACAAUGUCAGGGUGGCAGUUGUAUCCAAGUCUUAUGCCAGCCAGACUGACAAGACAGAAGAGUGGUACGGUACACAGUACAAAGAUGAGGACAUCCCUGCAGACGUUAUUGAUAAAUGGCAAAAAGCAGAAAUAAAUGGAAAAUUGCACCUCCCCAUGAAAAAUGAAUUUAUUCCCACAAAUUUUGAGAUCUUCCCUAUGGAGAAGGAUGCCACCCCAUUUCCUGCCCUCAUCAAGGACACUGCAAUGAGCAAAUUAUGGUUCAAGCAGGACGAUAAAUACUUCCUCCCUAAAGCCUGUCUCAACUUUGAAUUUUUCAGCCCAUUUGCUUAUGUGGAUCCUUUGCAUUGUAACAUGGCCUAUUUGUACAUUGAACUGCUUAAAGAUUCUCUCAACGAGUAUGCAUAUGCAGCAGAGCUAGCCGGCCUGAACUAUGACCUCCAAAAUACCGUCUAUGGGAUGUAUCUCUCUGUAAAAGGUUAUAAUGACAAACAGCACAUCUUGCUAAAGAAGAUCAUUGAAAAAAUGGCCACUUUUGAAAUAGAUGAAAGGCGAUUUGAGAUUAUAAAGGAAGCGUACAUGCGGUCUCUAAACAAUUUCCGGGCAGAGCAACCUCAUCAGCAUGCCAUGUAUUACCUGAGAGUACUGAUGACUGAAGUGGCCUGGACCAAAGAUGAGCUUAGAGAUGCUCUAGAGGAUGUUACACUUCCCCGCCUGAAGGCUUUCAUUCCUCAACUUCUUUCCCGGCUACAUGUAGAAGCUCUUCUCCAUGGAAAUAUCCAGAAAAAGGCUGCGCAAUCCAUUAUGCAAAUGGUGGAGGACACACUGAUUGAGCAUGCUCACACAAAGCCUCUUCUCCCAAGCCAGCUGGUCAGAUACAGAGAAGUACAGCUCCCUGAUAAGGGAUGGUUCGUAUAUCAACAGCGUAAUGAAGUGCACAACAAUUGCGGUAUUGAGAUAUAUUACCAGACCAACAUGCAGAGCACAUCGGAGAAUAUGUUUCUUGAGCUGUUCUGUCAGAUUAUUUCAGAGCCCUUCUUCAACACGCUGCGCACCAAGGAGCAACUAGGUUACAUUGUGUUCAGUGGCCCUCGAAGAGCAAAUGGUAUCCAAGGUCUGAGGUUUAUUAUACAGUCAGAGAAGCCACCUCAUUACCUAGAAAGCCGGGUGGAGGCCUUCCUGAAGACAAUGGAGAAAUCUCUGGAGGAGAUGUCCGAUGAGGCUUUCCAGAAACAUGUCCAGGCUCUGGCUCUGCGACGCUUGGACAAGCCAAAGAAACUGUCAGCUGAGUGCGCAAAGUACUGGGGGGAAAUCAUCUCUCAGCAGUAUCACUUUGACAGAGACAAUGUUGAAGUGGCAUAUCUGAAAACCCUGACCAAGGAUGACAUCAUAAACUUUUACAAGGGCUUGCUAUCACUGGAAGCUCCAAGAAGACAUAAAGUCUCUGUACAUGUGCUCGCCAGAGAGAUGGAUUCAUGCCCUGUUGUUGGGGAGUUUCCAAGUCAAAACGAUGUCAACCUUGCACCUGCACCAGCCCUCCCUCAGCCCGAAGUCAUCAGCAACAUGCCAGAAUUCAAGCGGGGUCUACCUCUGUUCCCUCUCGUUAAGCCUCACGUCAACUUCAUGGCUGCAAAAUUAUGAUCCUUGUAAGAUCAGCAAAAUUCAGAAACGUACUGACGCAUCUGUUUCCCAGUGGGGUUAGAAAUGAGUGAAAAUUGUGAUGAAUAUAUUAGGAUUUUGCAAACAGAUCUUCAAUAGAAACAAAUACAAACAGUAGUCAAAACCUCUUAACUUAAUUUUUCAUUGUGGCAUGUAAAACAGGCGGAAUCUGAAUUGCAUCUGUCCUAUUAAGAAACUUAGUGAUUUUUUUUCAAAUGUGUGCAUAUGUAAACUAUUGACUUUCAGUGGCUAGGAGGAGUCUUCUCAUUAAGGCUUGCCAGGAGUAACUUUAUCUGGUGUCCCUGUGAUGAAGGUACAGUGUAGAUAUAGGCUUAUUUUUCUUAUGCAGAUGUAGCAAUUUCAUUGGAUUAUGCUUUAAAGGCUAAGUCCCGCCUUCUCUGCUUUUCAUGGGCAGUCUAGUGUAGGCUUGGCAUCCUCAAAAGGACUGGCUGGAGAAGGGUUCAAAUGGGAACUUGGCAGAAAUGUAGCCACUGAAGUCAACAAGAGCAGUAAGAAGCCCAAAGGGUUAAUGAUCUUGCCAACAGUCUUCAAAAUCUGAGUUGGCAGUUUUGGGUGGACAUAACCUUUAAAUUGCAGAGUUACAUUUUUGUACUUUGGUCUGUUUUUUUUUCUUUACACAGUAAGGACACGAUGGGGUUAAAAAAAAGAAUGGCCACCUGCAGACAUUUGUAUUGCUUUACAUUAUGCUGUGGGAGCCUUCACUGUCUGUGGGUGGAUGGUUUAGCAUCAAUACAUAAAUGACAAUAUUAUAAAAGUCAUGUAGACUUAAGGUGCUUCUGACUCAUCCAAACAUAGGCUGGGUUGUACAAGAUAUAUCAUAGCUGGGAUAAUAAAACUGCCACCUUUUUUAUUUUUCACUUGUCUGUUCCUGUUGUAUGACCUGUUGAGUCCAUUUUGAAAACUGGAACAUCCCAUGUGCCUUGUGCAAAACAGGGUAGUGACCCAAAACAUCUGCUAGUAGGGCACCAUUGUUUAAACUAUAUGUCAACAGUGUUCCUUUAUAAUCUGAUUUGUUGCAGGGUUAGCUUUGCUAAAGCUUUCAGACAUCAGCCUAUGACCCUUCUGCUUGUUCAGAAGCCACAAAUCAGUGUAAGCAUGCUGGGCCUUGUGGUACUUUAACAGCAGUUGUGCUACAACCUGACCUAGCUGGAUCUUGGUAUAAACUGCAAUAGGACAUUGUGAAAACUGUUCCAUACAUUCUCAUCACCCAUUACAAAACCUCAUUGUGUAAGAUAAAAUUCAGAAAAUGUACAGAAAUUGAUAAAAGUACCCACCAGGUGUCAA
Molecule: messenger RNA, 4459 nt
Organism: Rana temporaria (common frog)
Lineage: Eukaryota; Metazoa; Chordata; Amphibia; Anura; Ranidae
Gene: IDE
Product: insulin degrading enzyme
Exons: 25
Coding region: 200-3136 (978 amino acids)
Biological process (GO): peptide catabolic process
Cellular component (GO): mitochondrion; cytosol; peroxisomal matrix
Molecular function (GO): metal ion binding; metalloendopeptidase activity
Source: RefSeq, a predicted model, not a curated record